AUGUCUUUUACCGCAAUCGAGCAUGAUUUAGCAGCUCGAGAACACCUUGGACCACGCUUGUCAACACAUCCAACAAAGAUUGCCGAAGAAAUAGCAGUUGAAAAGAACGUUUCAACAAAAACAGAAAUUCAGUUUCUACCAGUACGACAUCCAUUAGAUCCACUUACAUCGAACGAAAUUAAACUUGCAACAAAAAUUCUUCGUGACUUAUCGUAUUUUCAAAACCAAAUGCGUAUUGUUACAAUUGUUCUGUUAGAGCCUAAAGACAAAAUUUAUGUUUAUAAUUUUCAACCAAAUGAUGAGAUAGUACGCCAAGUGAUAGUUGUUAUUCGAGAUCCUAUUAGGCAUUUAACACUAGAAAUGAUUAUUGAUUUAAACAAUAAGAAUAUUCGACAUGUACAGGAACGUACGGAUGUCCAACCAAGUUUAAUAUCUGACGAAAUGAUCGCAUCGGAUGAAGCACUGAGAAGUGAUAAAAAUUUACUUGCCGCUUUAGAAAAACGAAAUCUCGACAUAAAUAAUAUAGUAUUUUGUCCAUUCGGCGCUGGAUAUCGUGAUCCAUCGGAUGCACCUGGCAAGCGAAGAAUUUUUAGACCAUUGGCAGCUGUUAGUGGUGGAAAAGAAGAUAAUCAUUAUGCGCAUCCAGUCGAAGGAAUAGUUAUAACAGUUAAUCUGGAUGAUAUGACGGUCGAAGUGGAAGAUCAUUAUGUUGUCUCUGUCCCUACGCAUACAGCCAAUUAUUCUUCUGAAGGUAUAACAUCAUCUAACAAUAUUCCAUGGUUUCCAAAUGGGAUCCGUAAAGAUUUAAAACCUCUCUUAGUAAUACAGCCCGAUGGACCAAGUUUUCGGGUUGAUGGUUAUCAAGUUAUGUGGCAAAAAUGGCGCUUUCGUGUUGGCUUUAACGUUCGGGAAGGUCUUGUUCUUCAUACAAUUGAGUAUUUUGAUCAAGAGCAUUGGCGAUCAAUUAUUUAUCGAGCAGCCAUGUCUGAAAUGUACGUCCCAUAUGGUGAUCCUAAUCCAUCACAUUCCUACAAAAAUGUGUCUGAUGUUGGAGAAGCCGGUCUUGGCCUUUCGAUGAACAGCCUUGUCCUCGGCUGCGAUUGUCUUGGAGAUAUAUAUUACUUUGAUGCAAUUGUCAACAAUAGCCAAGGGGAACCAAUCUUAUUAAAGAAUGCUAUUUGUAUGCAUGAAGAAGAUGGUGGUUUAUUGUGGAAACAUACAGAAGGCUGUACUGUGCGUAGAACAGAAGUUCGUCGGUCUCGUCGUUUGGUAAUUAGUUGUAUUGCUACAGUUGGAAAUUAUGAGUAA
This is a messenger RNA of Didymodactylos carnosus, 1308 nucleotides long. Lineage: Eukaryota; Metazoa; Rotifera; Eurotatoria; Philodinida; Philodinidae. The record is from the annotation of a GenBank genome assembly.